CCGCCAAAAUUUUCAUAGUUUAGUUACGAUUUCGAAAACGACCCGACGCGUCCCGCCGCCGGCGACAAAACCGCCCGAUUUCUCUGACGAAUUCAGUUUAACCUUCGCCAAGUUCUCGAACUUUAUGUGAUUGUGACUUGACUGUGCGUGUGUUUAUUGGAUUUUUUCUUAUUUUCCGUUUGGUUAAACUCCGAACGGUCAAGUCUGUUCGGUGACCGUAAUGUCUAGUAAUUAGCACGAUGGGGGUCAACGAAGACUUUGCCCCGAGCUUCACGCAGAAGCCCCAGCUGCGCCAGGAGGACGAUGGCAACAAACUCGUCUUCGAGUGCCAGUUACUGGCAUCGCCCAAGCCGGAAAUAUGCUGGUUCAGAAGCGAUGAACUGCUCAAAGAGGACACCAGAACUAAGUUUAAGAUCCAAAGCAUUGCCGCCAACAAGUUUUUGGUGGUGCUUGAAUUGGACGAUGUGAUCGAGACCGAUGCGGGGCUCUACAAAGUUAAGGCGAAGAACAAGAUGGGCGAGGUGGCCGCUUCCAUCAACCUUAACUUCAGCCCCGCCGACGAAGAAAAACAAAAACAAGUGGACGGCAAAGCGCCGACAUUCGCGCGCAAGCCGGCCAUCAGGCAGGAGGAUGACGGCAAAAGGUUAAUAUUCGAGUGCCGCAUCGAGGCCGAGCCAGUACCCAGCGUCGCCUGGUUCCAUCAGACAAUGGAAGUCAAACCUGGACCCAGGCAUAAGUUAACAGUAAGCAAAGAGGGUAAAUCAUAUUAUGCCUCAUUGGAGAUCAACAAUGUUACCGUGGAAGACGCUGGCAAGUACCGAGUAACGGCCAAGAACGAACUCGGCGAAAGCAACGCCACGAUCAGCUUAAAUUUCGACAGCGACGAAGCGCCAGUGCCUGAAGAUUUUAUCAAACCGACGUUUACGGAGAGACCCGUGAUCAGGCAAUCGGAAGAUGGUACCAAAAUCACAUUCGAAUGUCGAUGCGUUGGCAAACCGAAACCAAGCAUCGCAUGGUACCACGGAAAAAAGUUAAUUAAAGAAAGUAGUAGAUACAGAAUUACGUUAGAUGAGGACCAAACUUUAUAUCACAUGGCGCGACUCGAAAUCAUUGGCGUAGAGAAUUCGGACAGAGGAGAAUAUAGGGCUGUUGCGAAAAACAAACACGGUGAAGGCGUAGCAAAAAUUAAUCUCAACUUCGAAGGUGGAGAUAAGCCCAAAAUACCGGACGGUAAAGCACCAAGAUUUCCUAAAAAACCUACAAUCAGACAAGAGGGCGAUAUUUUGAUCAUGGAAUGUGUGCUCGAAGCAUAUCCUGUUCCGGAUAUCACGUGGUUCCACGGCGAUGACGAAAUCAGGGAUGGUGCAAAAAUGAAGAUGUCCAGAAAGGCUAUCGCAAAAGAUACAUUUAAUUUAACGUUAGAGAUUUUAAGUCCCACUAGGGAAGACGGUGGCAACUAUAGAUGUAACGCCUUCAACUUGUUUGGUGAGAGUAAUGCGAACAUUGCUCUCAACUUCCAAGGUGGGGAUGAUGAGAACGGUUUCGCUCCAUCGUUUAUCGAGAAACCCCGAAUCAUUCCCAACGAAGAUGGCACACUCAUUACGAUGCGCUGUGUCUGCAAAGCCAAGCCGGCGGCCGAAGUAACGUGGUACAGAGGCACGACGGUCAUCAAAGCUAGCAGCAAAAUUGAAAUCAAAUCAUCAAAAAUUGAAGAGGAUGUAUACGAAUUGUUAUUGCUUUUGACGAAUCCGUCGGCAGCGGAUGGUGGUGCUUACCGUUGUCAUGUAAGGAACGAAUUCGGUGAAAGCAAUGCUAAUCUGAACUUGAACAUUGAGGCUGAGCCGGAGCCGGAAGGCGAAGGCCCGACGUUUGUCGAGAAGCCCACUAUUCAGUCCAAGGAUAAUGGAAAACUAGUUAUAAUGGGAUGCAAAGUGAAAGCUAGCCCGAGACCGACGAUCGUGUGGUACCACGAGGGUAAAGAAAUCAGGGACUCGUCGAAAAUUAAAACCAGGGUCGAGGUGAAAGAAGACAUAUACACAAUAAUCUUGGAACUUAUCGACCCUGGUAUUGAAGACUCCGGAUUGUAUAAAUGCAACAUUAAAAAUGAACUUGGAGAGCUCAACGCGAAUCUUACGCUCAAUAUUGAAAUCAUUCCAGUUAUCAAAGAGAGGCCAAAGAUCAUUAAAAUAGUUAAAAAGAAGACUGUUAUUGUUGAAUGUAAAGUAUUAAGUAAAUUUGCGCCUCAGUGCACGUGGUACAAGGAAUCCAGCGCUGUCAGAGAGGACUCGAGGCAUACUGUGCUUGUCGAGCCUCUUAGAGAAGGCGAAUUUGCAGUCAAAUUGGAAAUUUCGAACAUAUCUCAGCACGACAGGGGUUCAUACAAACUCGUCGCCAAGAACGAGAAGGGUGAGGCGACGUCACAGGUCGUCGAAAUCACAGAAAUUGCUGAGGAGAAGGGUGACAAGCCCCAAAUUAUCAAGCACCUCAGGAGUUUGGCCAGAAAAGAAAACGAGGAAGCCGAAUUUGUGGCCGUCCUCAAGACAUCAGAUCAAUCGUGCAGAUGCACUUGGUACAAGAACACUACUGUUAUCAGGGACUCCUCUGAAAUUAACACUUCCUUUGAUGGCACAAAUGCUAGACUUAUCAUUAGGAAGGUAUCUUCCAAAUACGUCGCCAACUACAGAGUGGUCAUCAAGAACGAAUUUGGUGAAGAUGAGUCUAGCGCUGAUUUAACUCUUGUAGAAGAGAAGAAAAAGAAGAAGGAAGAAGAGGAGGAGGAAACAACGGUCAUUGAAGAAUCCGAAGAAGAAAUGUCGAUUGUAGAAGAGAAAUCUAUAAUCGAAGAGAACCAUGUUGAUGAAAGGAAGAAGGAAGAAGUAAAGAAAAACGAGGAACAAAAGAUUGUUGAAGAAAAGAAAGCAGCGAUGAAGAAAGUUUCUAAGAAAGAAGAAGUCAAGAUUGAGCAGAAACAAGAAGAACUUAAUGUAGAAGCCAAGAAAACAGAAUCAAAGCUUGAAGCUAAGAAAGUCGAAGCUAAGAAACAAGAAACUAAGAAGGCUGAAGUCGAAAUUGAAGAAGCUAAGAAGGUCCUAGAAAAGAAAACUGCUAAAACGGAAGAAGAAAAGAAGGCUCUUCUGGAGAAAAUUGAGAAAAAGAAACCCGAACCUGAACCAGAGAAAAAAAUCGAAGGCAUUCCAAAACUUAAGUCGGUUAAGCCUAAAGAGGAGCCGGUUGAAGAGAAAAAAGAGGCGGCGAAGAAAUCAUCUGAAGAGAAAAAGAAGGUCGUUAAAAAGAAGGUUGUUUCAAAGAAAGAAGAGGACGUUAUCGAGUUCGUCGAUGAUUACGAGCGUCCUGUACUGGAAAAAUACGAAAGAAUUACACCAACGCCGCUCGCUAAAAAGGCAAAAGAAGAAGACACACCAAAGGGUAAACGCGCCUCUGUAUCUGAAAGUAUUAGAAGCGAACAAGAUAGUGAGGAAGAGGAAUCCGUGGCUUCAUCAGUUACAGAGAAAAAAUCUAAAGUUGAGCCCAAGAAGGUCGAAGAAGAAAAAGCUGAGCCUAAGAGGCCUAGCAUCAAGAAGGGUCUUCCUAAGCCGGAAGAGCCGGUUGAUGAAUUGUCUAAAGUUAAGCUUGGCAAGGCUCCGAUAAAGCCCGGUGAACAAAAGCUCGAAGAGCCUCAGGUGGCUAAAACUAAGAAACCUGUACAAAAGCCCGAAGAGUCUAAAGACUUCAUAGAUGACUAUGAACGGCCUGAACUAGAGAAAUAUGAUAAAUUCACACCUACGCCAUAUGAUAAGACUAAAAAGCAAAACGGUGUUGAUGAGGCUGAUUCAGAGUUUAUUGACGAUUAUGAAAGACCUGAACUCGAAAAAUACGAGAAAUAUACUCCGACACCUAAAGAUAAACGCCGUCCUAGCGAACAGGAGGAUGUAGAAAUGAUGACAGGCAAAAUCAAGCCUAAAGACAAAGAAGCGGAACCGGAAAUGCCUACACUCCGCAAACGUCCAGUACAAAAGGACAAGGAGGAAGAAAAGAAACCGGAAGAGAAACCCAAACCAAAAUCCGUCAAAAAAGACGAACCAGAGACCAAAAAACGUCCUUCACUUAAAAAGAAAGAGGUCGCUGAAGAAGAAUUCAUCGACGAUUACGAAAGACCAGUGCUCGAGAAAUACGAGAAAAUCACACCAACACCUACAGAGAAAAAGAAAAAGGACGAGAAAAAGCCGGAAGAAGAGAUACCUUCUGCAACGGCUACUAGAAAGCAAUCGGUCAAAGACAAAGACAAGCCGGAGCCAAUGGACGUUGACGAGAGCGUCAGCGUGAGCAAACCAAAGACACCGGCGAAACCAGGAAAAGAACCUGAAGAUGUUUCGCUUACACAUAAAACACCCGCCGAAAUUAAACCAACGGAGGAUGAGGCAGAAGCGAAACUUCACGUUAAGAAACCUGAAAUCGUCGAAGAUAAAACUAUUAAGAGACCUACUCCUAAAGACAAGGAUCAAUUAAAGGGGGAGGACACAGAGGAGGCUGUCAGCCUUACCAAACCUCGUACAAAGACGAGCACCACCGCCCCAGAAGAGGCUGAGCUCACACAAAAGACACGCCCCAAGAAAAUUCUUACGGAGGGGUCUGAGGCAGCACAAUUAAAGGUCAAAAAACCCGCGGUAGUCAAGAAGGACGAGGAGGAGGAGCCUCUCAAAGUACAAGGUGGUAGAUUCGAAAAGCCACAACUUAAGAAAACUGUCAAGAAGCCAACAGAAGAGCCUAAAAAGGCUGAAAUCGAUGAAAAGACUACUAUCGGUCGGGUAAAACAAACAAAGCCUAAAAAGGCAGUCGACGGCAAAGAGAAUGUCGACUUGUUGGAACUUGACUUCGUGGACGAUUACGAGAGACCUGUACUUGAGAAGUACGAGAAGAUCACACCCACUCCUACCAUGCGAGAAAAGAAAGAAAAAGUGGCGUUCAUAGAAGUGAACCGUAUGGCGCAGUCCGAAAGCAGAAGGACUUCGAUUCAGAGUGAGAUGAAGCAAGAAGUCAAGACUGAGAGCCGAAGGAGCUCCAUUAUCGAAAAUAAAGCUGUUAAGAUUACAAAGGAGACGGCUGAAAGCCGCAAGUCUUCUAUUGCAUCUGUCGCUGAACAACAGGAAGUCACGGCUUUGAAAAAGACUGCUCAAAAGAUGUCCAUAAAGCAAGCCGAGGCGACAGAAAUGGAAGGAAUCAAAUUAAAGGAUGAUGAUAACGAAUACGAGGAGACAACAGACACUGUCGAUAAGCCUACCGAUAAAACAUACCCGUGGCGACCUGCGAAAACUGACACACAGGAACCUACGUCAAAGGAAACUAAACGUAAAGACAGCGUGGAUCAAACGAAGGAUACAAUUGCUAGGCGCCGCACGAGUAAAACUGUGGAUACUGAGGAUGUCGAGGAAAUUGAAGAAAUAAGUGAUAUUAAAAGAAAGGUUUCCAUUGAUAAGCCAGUUCGUCCUAAAGGAUGGCCGGGCAAGCCUGAUGAGGACAAAGACAACAUAAUGGAAACUGAGGUUACAGAAAAAACUCAAACCAAAAGAAAGGUUUCCAUCGACAGACCGACAGAACCGACUUAUCCAUGGCGUAGACCGAGUAGAGCCGAUGAGGAUAAUGAGGAUAUUACUGAAAGUGAGACUGUCAAGAAGACUGAAACUAAAAGAAAAGUUUCAAUUGAUAGACCUACUGAACCUACAUACCCAUGGCGUAGACCGAGUAGUGCUGACGAGGACAAUGAAAAUGUUAUGGAAACUGAUGUAACAGAAACAACACAGUUUAAACGAAAAGUAUCUAUCGACAGACCUACUGAACCUACGUAUCCAUGGCGUAGACCUAGUCGAGCGGACGAGGACGAGAAAGAGAAUGUAGAGCCUGUAGUGGCUGAUGGAAGGAGAUUAUCGGUUGAACAACCUAAGGGACCUGAACAUCCAUGGCGUCGACCUAGUAAGACUGAGGAUAAGAAAGACGAAGUUAAGGUUACGGAAAAACCUAAAGAUGAGGUUAAAGUGUCAGUCGAACAACCAAAAGAGCCUAAAUUCCCUUGGCAGAGACCCAAGAAAACUGUAGAGGAAAUUAAAGACGAGGUAACAGAGAAACCCAAGGAUGAAAGGAAACCAUCUCUUGAACCGCCAAAGGAGUCUAAAUAUCCUUGGCGACGACCUAGCAAGACAGAGGAAUCAGUUGCUAGUGAGCCAACUGAGGAACCAGCAAAGGUUACCGAAAAACCAAAGGAUACUGACGACACACAAAAUACACAGAACAAACACUUGAAAACAUCACAAUUACCAUUUUACAUGAGAAGGAAGUCACAGACAGAGGAACCUGAAGCACCUUUCCUUAAAAAACACCAGGCUCCAGAACCAACUAAAGAUGUUAUCGAAAAACCUAAGGAACCAGAAAAACCAGUAGAAAUGCCAAAACCGACUAUUGUGGAACCACCAAAAGAAUCGGUGCCACAGAUUAAGGUACCCACAUUGGCUCCACCGGCACCGGAAAAAACAGAUGUGGCCUUCUCAUGGCAGGCAAUUCCUGAAAUACCACAGGCCGAACAAACACCAGAGUUAGAGGACAAAUACAAACCCACACUACUUGACACUACAGAGAGUACAGCCCCGUGGAGACGCGGCCGCUCCCCGCAGGCUGACACGGCAGAUGGUAUUGAUGAACGUAAGCCAGCCACGUUAGAAAUACCCCAGCCCGCUUUUAGCAGCCGACCUCAAAACCCCGACGAGAAAGUGGCUGUCAAAGAAGAGAAAGCGGAAGAAGAAGUCAAGAAGGCUAAAGUGUCUACGGUCAAGAAGAAGGCGGAAGAUCUGCCUGAAAUUCCUGACUACGAGAGACCUGACCUUGAGCAGUACGAAAAGAUAUCACCAACACCAACACAAAAGGAGAAACCAGAAGAAAAGCCGGCUCCAAAGGUACCUGAAAUUAAGGCACCUGAAGAGAAGCCCGCUACGCCGAAAAUCGAAGUCAUUCGUGAGAAAUCACCGAAACCAGAUGCACUCAGGAAACCAUCGCUUGUACCCACUCCUCCAGUGGGCAGACGCGGUUCCCUCAUUCCUCCGCCAGAGGAAAUGGGAAGACGUCCUUCCCUCAUCAUCAGCGACGAGGUCACCAAAUUGCGUCCUGGAGAAGUUUUAGACGAGAAAAAGAAACGCAGCAGACCGGGUGAAGUCACGGACGAGCGGCGAAAAUCUGGGGACGCGAGGAGGCCUUCCGUGCAAGACUUGGAGGAUCUCAUUAACAAGCCUUCAGUGCCUUUGAAGCCUAUUGGAAAUGAAGGACCUCCAGUCAUUGUUGACAUGCCUGAGAACUACGCGGCUGUUGAAGAUCAAACCGCAUACAUUACCGUACAAGUCGAGGGUACACCGGCACCUACAUUCAGAUUCUACAAAGGCAUCACAGAGAUCAUCGAAGGUGGUCGAUUCAAGUUUGUCACCGAUGGUGAGACUGGACUUAUCACGCUGUGCAUGAGGAAAGUGAAGCCCAACGAUGAGGGAAAAUACAGAAUUGUGGUUAGCAACAUCCACGGUGAAGACACGGCUGAGACGCAAGUUUAUGUCUCCGAUCCUAGUGGUAUGGACUUCCGUGCUAUGCUCAAGAAGAGGAAAUACGCCAAAUGGGGAGACAAGAAAGAAGAUCCCGACUGGGGUGAACUAAAGGAGACCGAGAAACCUAUACUACCUCUUAAGAAAGUCGAAAAGGGCUUAGAAACUGGAUAUUUUGAAGAGGACGGCUUCAUAGUGGUCAUAUCUGAAGGUGUCGAGAUGGGUAGAUUUCCCGCUGAUAGAAGGAGACACUCUUCAAAUUGGUCCUGGUUUAAGGGUAUUUAUGAGAUUCGGAGACGUAUGUCUCUACCCGAAAUAGUGCCCGACUGGCCCACUUUGAUGGAGGCUGUUAAAUUAAAGAAACAAGAGUCGUUCUUGAAGCCUCUGGUAGACCAGACGGUUAAAGAAGGCAAGGACAAAAAGGCGGUGUUCGAAGCUAUCUUCACGAAGCCUAAUUCCAAGCCGAAGUGGUUCUUCCGUAAGGAUGAAUUAUUCCCCGGCUCCAAAUACAAGAUGGUCAACGAGCAAGAUUCUUACAAGCUGAUCAUCAUGAACCCGAAAGUGGAAGACACUGGCAAGAUUACUCUUGAAAUCGGUGGUAUUUCCUGUACUGCCUUCCUGCAGGUCGAUGAACCUGACCCAACAUACACCUUCACCAAACCACUGAAGAAGAACACCAGUGGCUACACCAAACACGAGGUGGUGCUUGAAUGUACUGUCUCUAACAGCCUCGCCAUUGUCUCCUGGUGGAAGGGAGAUCAGAAAUUGGAAGAUGGCGAUGAGUACCAGAUCUCUAAGGAUCUGUCUGGAGGCUGCAAGCUCGUUAUCAAGAGUGCUAAGUUUGAGCACGCCGGCAAAUAUAUGUGCAGGAUUGAGAAGCAACCUGACAAGACCGAGACUGACGUCAAGAUUGUGGAGUACCCAUACAAGUUCACUAAGGUGCUCAAAUCUCAACAAGCCAUUGAAAAGGACACCAUCACUUUGCUCUGCGAGCUUGAUGAUGCCGGUGGUGAUGUAAAAUGGUUUAAGAAUGACGAGCCCCUGAAGCCUGACAAGCGCAUUUCGAUUGUCAAGGAAGGUCGUAAGCGGAAGGUGGUAAUCAAGGAAGCCAAGGUCACUGAUGCUGGCUUCUUCAAGUGCGUCAGUAAUGCUGACGAGACCAAGUGCGAAUUGAUUGUCAAUUAUGCUAACCGCUUCAACAAGAAGUUGAAGGACACGGAAGCCAUUGAAAGAGACAAGGUCGUACUUGAAGUGGAACUGCAGGACCAGACCGCCGAAGCUGUUUGGUCGUUCAAUGGAACACCUAUUGUACCUAAUGACAGGAUUGAAAUCAAGAACCUGGGCGGUGGCAAACACCAGCUGAUCUUCAACAAGCUGGAGAUGGAGGACGAGGGCGAGAUCCUGUGCGAAUCAGGCAAGCUCAGCUCCUCGUGCAAGCUCACUGUCAAGAAGGGCGAGUCGAAGCCUUCCAUCGAGUGUCCGGAUGAAUUCAACGGACCAGCUGGACAUCCUUUCGUCAUCGAGGUACCUUAUAAAGUUAGUGGUACCCGCCAGACUCCGAUCGAAGCCAAGCUGUGGAAAGACGGCAAGGCGCUACCGGCAAAGGAAGUCGAAGCAGUGGUUGAACAGGAGAAGGUUCUUUUCAAGAUCAAGAAGCCAUCUCGCGAACAAUCUGGAAGAUACCAGAUCAAGCUGUCCAACGCCCAGGGAGAAGACUCCAAGGAUGUUACUAUUAUCAUGCAGAGCGCGCCGACAGCUCCUCAGAACGUUGAGGUCACUGAAGUAUUCCAGACCUCUUGUGUGGUUGCCUGGAAGGCACCCGCUGAUGACGGUGGCUCGCCGAUCAUCAAAUACGUCAUUGAGAGACAGGACCUGUCGCUCAAAGCUGGUUGGGACAACGUCGCCGAGGUUCCAUUCGGCGAACCAACCAAGUACAAGGUGGAGGAUCUCAUUCACAAGAAGACUUACAAGUUCAGGAUUCGGGCCGUUAACAAAAUCGGCUCUAGUGAGCCUGGUCUCUUCGCCAAGCCCGUGCUGGCUAAGGACCCGUGGGAUGAACCAUCCAAGCCUAAGAACGUGGAGCUCACAGACUGGGACAAGGACCACGCAGACCUCAAGUGGCAGAAGCCAGACAACGAUGGUGGUGCUGAAAUUACCGGCUAUGUUAUUGAAUACAAGGAGAAAUUCGGCAAAGACUGGGUAACUGGUAAAGAAGUUCCCGGCGACUGCCUGUCUGCCACCCAGGACGGCCUAAAGGAAGGCUGCACUUAUGAGUUCAGGGUCCGCGCCAUCAACAAGGCCGGACCUGGUGAACCCAGCGAUGCUACCAAACCUAUUAUCGCUAAGUGUAGAUUCGUCAAACCCUACAUCAUCGGUGAGGGUGUACAGAGCAUCAUCAUCAAGAAGGGCCAGGUCAUCACCUUAUCAGGUGAACCCGAACCCGAGGUCAAAUGGAUGAAGGGCGAAGAGGAAAUUCGUGAUGAUGGAGACCGCAUCACGAUUGACAAAUACGAGAGGAACACCGUACUGACUGUGAGGAAGACCACCAGGAUCGACAGCGGAAAGUACAGGCUUGUGCUCACCAACUCGUCUGGCACUUGCGAAAGCAUUGGCGAUGUUGUUGUGCUAGACAAACCAAACAGGCCCAACGGCCCCAUCGAGGUGGUGGACGUCCGCGCCGAGAAGGCAACUGUCAAAUGGCAGAAGCCCGACGACUGGCAGGGAUCCGACAUCACCGGAUACACUCUAGAGAAAAUGGACAUGGACACUGGCAACUGGGUGCCGUGCGGUGAAACCGGUCCGGAACCCACAGAGUUCACGGUGAAGGGUCUCACGCCGAACCACAAGUACAAGUUCAGGGUACGCGCUGUGAACAAAGAGGGUGAAUCUGAACCAUUGGAGACCGAUGGGUUCAUCGUUGCUAAGAACCCGUAUGAUCCACCAAAGGCGCCUGGCAAACCAACUAUCGUUGACUACGACAACAUGUCGGUAACUCUCCAGUGGGAGCCGCCAACCGAUAACGGUGGUCGUCCAGUACUCGGCUACGUGGUCGAGAUGAAGGACAAGUUCUCGCCCGACUGGAUCGAGGUUGUCAAGACAAAUGACACCAAGACAGAGUACAAGGUGGAAGGUCUCAAGGAGAAGAUGGUGUACCAGUUCCGUGUGAAGGCUUACAACAAGGCUGGAGUCGGUGAGGCAUCACAGCCCACCGACAACCAUCUCUGCAAACACAGGAACUUGAAACCACGCAUUGAGCGUAGCACAUUCAAGUCAGUCAUUAUCAAAGCUGGUCGCACUCACAAAUGGUCUGUGGAUGUCAUUGGUGAACCAGCACCAGAGAUGACAUGGUCUUGGCGCGACAAUGUAAAACUAGUAAACACGGAGCGCAUCAAGAUCGAAAACCAAGAACACCACACCGACUUCACCAUCGUGAACGCAGUGCGACGCGAUACUGGAAAAUACACCCUGCGUGCCGAGAACUGCAACGGUUUUGAUCAGGAGACUGUGGAACUGACCGUACUGAGCAAACCCAGCGCGCCUAAAGGCCCGUUGGAAGUAUCGGACGUGCACGCCGAGGGAUGCAAGGUCAAAUGGGAGAAGCCAGAGGACGAUGGCGGCUCGCCGGUCAAGGAGUACGAGGUCGAGAAAAUGGACCUCGCCACCGGCAAGUGGGUCAGGGUCGGAAGAGUUGCUGGCGACAAGAAGCCCCUGGAGAUGGAGGUGACUGGCUUAGAGCCUGGCCACCAGUACAAGUUCAGGGUGACGGCUGUGAACGACGAGGGCGACUCCGAGCCGCUCGAGACGGAACGCGGCACGCUCGCCAAGAAUCCGUUCGAUGUAUCUGAAAAGCCACAGAACGUGGAAGUGGCUGACCACGAUAACCAGAGCGCUGAGAUCAAAUGGGAACCGCCGAAGGAUGAUGGCGGUGCUCCGGUGCUUAAGUACAUCGUCCAGAAGAAACCCAAGGGCGGCGACUGGGAGAACGCUGGAGAGGUACCUGGAAACCAGAACUCCGCUAAAGUCGAAGGUCUGCCCGAGGGCAGCGAGUACCAGUUCCGCGUGAUCGCCGUCAACAAGGCUGGACCCUCGGAGCCCUCCGAGCCGACCAAGAUGACUACCAUCAGGCACAAGUCACUGAAACCGCGUAUCGACCGCACGAACCUGAAGGCUCUCGCCGUCCGCGCCGGCAAGCCGAUCUUCUUCGACGUCAAUGUCAGGGUGAACCCGCACCCAAGGUGCAGUGGUUCCAGAAGUGGAAGGCGGACGAGAAGGAGGUAUGGAGUUAACGUAAUCAACGUGGACUAUAACACUAAACUGGACGUUAAGGAGUCUGUACGCGCUAUGACCGGCACGUACCGUAUCCUAGCAACGAACGAGCACGGCACAGACGAGGCUGAGGUCGAGAUCACAGUGCUGUCGGCUCCUGGCAAGCCUGGUGGUCCACUCAAGGUCGCCGAUGUUACCAAGAACGGCUGCAAGCUGGCCUGGAAGAAGCCUGAGGACGAUGGAGGCAAACCAGUCACCGGUUACAUGGUGGAGAAGCUGAACAAGGCCACAGGCCGCUGGGUGCCGGUCGGAAAGACCGACGACACCGAGAUGGAGAUCAAGGGUCUGCAGGAAGGCGAGGAGUACGAGUUCAGGGUUAAGGUCAACGAUGAGGGAGAAUCCGAGCCGCUGAAGACCGACCACUCGAUAAUCGCCAAGAACCCUUACGAUAUUCCCGGCAAACCCUCGGUGCCGACCCUGGAGGACUGGGACGUGGACCGCGUGGACCUCAAAUGGGAGGCGCCGAAGAACAACGGUGGCGCGCCCAUCACCGGCUACAUCAUCGAGAAGAAGGAGAAGUACGGACAGUGGACCGAGGCUCUGGUCACCACGACUCCAGAAUGCCCAGUGCCGGACCUGAAGGAAGCUAGCAAUGUGUACCAGUUCCGAGUCCGUGCUGUGAACAAGGCAGGCCCCGGAGAACCGGGCGACGCCACGCAGCCGCAUACUGCCAAGGCACGAUUCUUGAAACCGCACAUCAACCGCGACAAGAUGGUCGCCAUCCGCGUACGCGCCGGCAACAUCAAACUGGACGUCGACAUCAGAGGCGAACCUCCACCGACCAAGACCUGGAGCUUCGCAAGAAGGUACAAACCAAACAGGCCCAACGGCCCCAUCGAGGUGGUGGAUGUCCGCGCCGAGAAGGCAACUGUCAAAUGGCAGAAGCCCGACGACUGGAAGGGAUCCGACAUCACCGGACAUCUCGAGAAGAUGGACAUGGACACUGGCAACUGGGUGCCGUGCGGUGAAACCGGUCCGGAACCCACAGAGUUCACGGUGAAGGGUCUCACGCCGAACCACAAGUACAAGUUCAGGGUACGCGCUGUGAACAAAGAGGGUGAAUCUGAACCAUUGGAGACCGAUGGGUUCAUCGUUGCUAAGAACCCGUAUGACCCACCAAAGGCGCCUGGCAAACCAACUAUCGUUGACUACGACAACAUGUCGGUAACUCUCCAGUGGGAGCCGCCAACCGAUAACGGUGGUCGUCCAGUACUCGGCUACGUGGUCGAGAUGAAGGACAAGUUCUCGCCCGACUGGAUCGAGGUUGUCAAGACAAAUGACACCAAGACAGAGUACAAGGUGGAAGGUCUCAAGGAGAAGAUGGUGUACCAGUUCCGUGUGAAGGCUUACAACAAGGCUGGAGUCGGUGAGGCAUCACAGCCCACUGACAACCAUCUCUGCAAACACAGGAACUUGAAACCACGCAUUGAGCGUAGCACAUUCAAGUCAGUCAUUAUCAAAGCUGGUCGCACUCACAAAUGGUCUGUGGAUGUCAUUGGUGAACCAGCACCAGAGAUGACAUGGUCUUGGCGCGACAAUGUAAAACUAGUAAACACGGAGCGCAUCAAGAUCGAAAACCAAGAACACCACACCGACUUCACCAUCGUGAACGCAGUGCGACGCGAUACUGGAAAAUACACCCUGCGUGCCGAGAACUGCAACGGUUUUGAUCAGGAGACUGUGGAACUGACCGUACUGAGCAAACCCAGCGCGCCUAAAGGCCCGUUGGAAGUAUCGGACGUGCACGCCGAGGGAUGCAAGGUCAAAUGGGAGAAGCCAGAGGACGAUGGCGGCUCGCCGGUCAAGGAGUACGAGGUCGAGAAAAUGGACCUCGCCACCGGCAAGUGGGUCAGGGUCGGAAGAGUUGCUGGCGACAAGAAGCCCCUGGAGAUGGAGGUGACUGGCUUAGAGCCUGGCCACCAGUACAAGUUCAGGGUGACGGCUGUGAACGACGAGGGCGACUCCGAGCCGCUCGAGACGGAACGCGGCACGCUCGCCAAGAAUCCGUUCGAUGUAUCUGAAAAGCCACAGAACGUGGAAGUGGCUGACCACGAUAACCAGAGCGCUGAGAUCAAAUGGGAACCGCCGAAGGAUGAUGGCGGUGCUCCGGUGCUUAAGUACAUCGUCCAGAAGAAACCCAAGGGCGGCGACUGGGAGAACGCUGGAGAGGUACCUGGAAACCAGAACUCCGCUAAAGUCGAAGGUCUGCCCGAGGGCAGCGAGUACCAGUUCCGCGUGAUCGCCGUCAACAAGGCUGGACCCUCGGAGCCCUCCGAGCCGACCAAGAUGACUACCAUCAGGCACAAGUCACUGAAACCGCGUAUCGACCGCACGAACCUGAAGGCUCUCGCCGUCCGCGCCGGCAAGCCGAUCUUCUUCGACGUCAAUGUCAAGGGUGAACCCGCACCCAAGGUGCAGUGGUUCCAGAAGUGGAAGGCGGACGAGAAGGAGGUGACAGAGAACGUAAUCAACGUGGACUAUAACACUAAACUGGACGUUAAGGAGUCUGUACGCGCUAUGACCGGCACGUACCGUAUCCUAGCAACGAACGAGCACGGCACAGACGAGGCUGAGGUCGAGAUCACAGUGCUGUCGGCUCCUGGCAAGCCUGGUGGUCCACUCAAGGUCGCCGAUGUUACCAAGAACGGCUGCAAGCUGGCCUGGAAGAAGCCUGAGGACGAUGGAGGCAAACCAGUCACCGGUUACAUGGUGGAGAAGUUGAACAAGGCCACAGGCCGCUGGGUGCCGGUCGGAAAGACCGACGACACCGAGAUGGAGAUCAAGGGUCUGCAGGAAGGCGAGGAGUACGAGUUCAGGGUUAAGGCUAUCAACGACGAGGGAGAAUCCGAGCCGCUGAAGACCGACCACUCGAUAAUCGCCAAGAACCCUUACGAUAUUCCCGGCAAACCCUCGGUGCCGACCCUGGAGGACUGGGACGUGGACCGCGUGGACCUCAAAUGGGAGGCGCCGAAGAACAACGGUGGCGCGCCCAUCACCGGCUACAUCAUCGAGAAGAAGGAGAAGUACGGACAGUGGACCGAGGCUCUGGUCACCACGACUCCAGAAUGCAAGGCCCGCGUGCCGGACCUGAAGGAAGGCAAUGUGUACCAGUUCCGAGUCCGUGCUGUGAACAAGGCAGGCCCCGGAGAACCGGGCGACGCCACGCAGCCGCAUACUGCCAAGGCACGAUUCUUGAAACCGCACAUCAACCGCGACAAGAUGGUCGCCAUCCGCGUACGCGCCGGCACCACUAUCAAACUGGACGUCGACAUCAGAGGCGAACCUCCACCGACCAAGACCUGGAGCUUCGCCAAGAAGGUCCUGGAAACCGGCCCCGGCGUCAAGAUCGAGAACGAGGACUACAACACGAAGCUGCAAAUCUUCGAAUCUUCGUGGAAGAACACCGGUAUCUACACGCUCAAGGCUGAGAACGACUCUGGAGUCGACGAGGCUACAGUCGAGAUUACUGUUUUGGACAAACCAGGCAAACCCGAAGGCCCGCUGGAAGUGUCUGACGUCCACGCCGAACACGUGAAGCUGAGCUGGAACAAGCCCAAGCACACCGGCGGGCUGCCGCUCAGCGCGUACGUGGUGGAGAAGAUGGACACCAUCACUGGCAAGUGGGUGCCGGCUGGCACCGUCGAACCUGAUACCACUGAGGCUACUGUUACUGGCCUAGAGCCCGGUCACUCAUACCAGUUCAGAGUGAAGGCUCUGAAUGAGGAAGGCGAAUCGGAACCGCUGGACACGGACCACGCGACCCUCGCGAAGAACCCGUACGACGUCCCGGCGCCUCCAGGUCUUCCAGACAUUGUGGACUGGGACGAGAAGUCGGCCAAGCUCAAGUGGGAGCCGCCUAUUCGAGACAAUGGCGCCCCUAUUACUGGAUACGUUAUCGAAGUCAUGGAUAGAGAUAAGGGCGAGUUUGUUAAGGCCGCCGAAGUCCAAGGCAACAUCUGUCAAGGCACCGUGCCUAGGCUGGAAGAGGGCAGCCAGUACCAAUUCCGAGUACGCGCCAUCAACAAGGCCGGUCUUUCAGAACCUUCGGAGAACACUCACUGGCACACUGCUAAGCCACGGUUCUUGAAACCAAAGAUCGACCGCACCAACCUGAACCCUAUCACGGUGAAGGCUGGUCUGCCGGUCUCCCUGGACGUGAAAGUGUUCGGCGAACCGCCCGCCACUGUCACCUGGCACUUCAAGGGCGAGGAGUUGAAGAACAGGGAGAACCUGGAGAUCAUCAACGUGGACUACAACACCAAGUUCCUGAUGACGAAGAGCAAGCGCGCGAACACCGGCGUUUACGUCAUCAAGGCGAAGAACGAGGUCGGAGAGGACGAGGCUGAGGUCGAGAUUACUAUCCUCGGCAAGCCAUCCAAGCCCAAGGGUCCGUUGGAAGUGGCGGACGUGACAAAGAACGGCUGCACGCUGUCGUGGCAGAAGCCCGAAGACGACGGCGGCGCGCCCAUCGAGUACUACGAGAUCGAGAAGCUCGACCCGCUUACUGGACAAUGGAUUCCGUGCGGUACCGCCAAGGACACCAAGGCGAACAUCACCGGCCUCUCUGAAGGCAAACCUUACAAGUUCAGGGUCAAGGCCGUCAACAAGGAAGGCGAGUCCGAAGAACUCGAGACCGAGAAACCGAUCAUCGCCAAGAAUCCGUUUGACGAGCCCGGCAAACCUGGCCGUCCUGAACCCCGCAACUGGGACAAGGACUUCGUCGACCUGGAGUGGUCUCCACCGAAGGACGACGGAGGCGCCCCCAUCACCGGAUACAUCGUACAGAAGAGAGAGAAGGGUGGAAGGUCAUGGCAAGACUGCCUUAAGACGACCGGUGACAGGCCGACAGGCCGCGUGACCGACGUCGAAGAGGGACACGAGUACGAGUUCAGAGUUAUCGCGCUCAACAAGGCCGGACCCUCCGAGCCAUCGGACGCUAGCAAGUCCGUUAUUGCUAAACCACGCUUCUUGGCACCAAAGAUCGACCGCAAGAACCUGCAAAAGAGGAAGAUCAAGGUCGGCCAGCCUCUCAAGUUCGAAGCCGACGUCAAGGGUGAACCCGAACCUACCAUUACAUGGACCUUCAACGGCACAGUCCUCAAGAGCGAUGAGAGGCUGAAGAUCGAGAAUGCUGAGUACCACACAUCGUUCGUACGCCAGAAGAUGACUAGAACCGAUGCUGGAAAGUACACCGUCACUGCCAAGAACGAUUCUGGCACUGAUACUGUUGAUAUUGAGGUCGAGGUGGUCAGCAAACCAUCGAAGCCUAAGGGACCUUUGCAGGUAUCAGACGUCAAAGCGGACGGCUGCAAGCUCAAAUGGGAGCCUCCAGAAGACGACGGCGGCGAACCCGUCGAGAGCUACGUGGUGGAGCGCAUGGACACGGAGUCGGGACGCUGGGUGCCAGUGUGCACCACUAAGACUCCCGAGGCUGACGUCACGGGCUUGAACGAGGGCAAGGACUACCUGUUCAGAGUGAAGGCGGUCAAUCCUGAGGGAGAGAGUGAGCCGCUCGUUACUGAAACGGCUACUACAGCCAAGAAUCCCUAUGGCGAACCCGACGCGCCCGGCAAGCCUGAGUUCAAGGACUGGAGCAAGGAGCACGUGGACCUCAAGUGGGAGAAGCCCGCCAACGACGGUGGCGCCCCCAUCACUGCCUACAUUGUCGAGAAGAAGGACAGAGACACCGGCAAGUGGGUGAAGGCCGCUGAGGUGCCCGGCAACAAGACCGAGGCUCGUGUGCCAGACCUGAUCGAGGGCAAGACAUACCAGUUCCGAGUGAAGGCAGUCAACAAAGCUGGACCGGGUAAACCGUCCUCGCCUACCGAAAACCUGCUGGCUAAGGACAGGUUUGCCCCGCCGAAGAUCGACCGCACGAACAUGCGCGAUAUCACCAUCAAGGCUGGCCAGCACAUCAGGCUUGACGUCAAGGUCAGCGGUGAACCGCCACCAACCAAGACAUGGUUCCACAAUAAAGAGAGGCUGUCGCCCCGCGAAGACCUCUCCAUCGACGUGGAAGACUACAAGACCAAGUUGUCUGUGGUCAUCGCGUCGCGCAAGCACAGCGGCACUUACGUAUUAAAGGCUGAGAACAGCAGCGGUAAAGACGAGGCCACUAUUGAGAUCAAGGUCCUCGAUGUACCGGCCAAGCCUGAAGGACCUUUGAAGGUAAAUAUUUUGUUCGGAUGGAGGCACGUGUAG
Molecule: messenger RNA, 18098 nt
Organism: Manduca sexta (tobacco hornworm)
Lineage: Eukaryota; Metazoa; Arthropoda; Insecta; Lepidoptera; Sphingidae
Product: twitchin
Molecular function (GO): protein binding
Source: RefSeq, a predicted model, not a curated record